Messenger RNA from Frankliniella occidentalis (western flower thrips), 3978 nucleotides. RefSeq lists its product as uncharacterized. Lineage: Eukaryota; Metazoa; Arthropoda; Insecta; Thysanoptera; Thripidae. The transcript is spliced from 8 exons. The record is from RefSeq and is a predicted model, not a curated record. The coding region runs from base 310 to 2388 and encodes 692 amino acids.
AUUUUCUUUGUAUGGUUGCCAUGACCGAUGUUUACAUGAUCAGCUGAUUUUGCAGGAAAGUGUUUGAAGUUUUGAUCAAGGGAAAAGGACAUUGGAUAUGUUGUAGCUACACAACAAGAAUGUCGGUGUAUCGAAAGUGGUGUGAAGCUCUGGGCUGUAACAGCUUCAAGCACACACCUGCGGACCCUAGGGAUACACCGUUGUUCACUUUCCCCUCAGACUUAGAUUUGUGUAAGGCAUGGGUUCAAGCAGGUGGAAACCCUGACCUGUUACAAAUUGAUUCAUGCAAGUUGCACAAAAAGCUACUACAUGUGUCAGAAGCACUUUCUGCCUGGCAACUUCACUGAUGGAAGAAAGGAAAGAUUAAAACAAGGAGUGACUCCAUCAGUUUUCAAACACCCUCCUCUUCCUGAUGAGGACAUGGCAAACUGGCCACUGCAUAAUCUACCAAAAAAGAAGAAGAGCCAACGCCUCUUUCCUCCUCCUGAUGAGGAUAUGCUCACUUCUGUUCAAAUGGUUGAGCCUGAUAUUAUAGCAGCUUAUCAAGAGGCCAUCAUAGUCCAUCCAAAUAUAAGGAGAGGGGACAUGAAAAGAAAACGGGCUGAUGACUUAAAUGAUGAGGAUGAAGAGUUUCGAGAUCCGGAUCAUGCAGUGAAACGACCUCAUGCAGAAGAGACUGACAUAGCUGUUCCUCAUGUAUCAAGAUCCACAGAGAGAGAAGCUCACUCCCCAAAUGAAAGAAAGCAUCGUUCUCCUCCACCUGAAAGGCUGACCGUCUCCAAAAUUGCGUUGGCAAGUGGGAUUUCAAACCCAAACACUCUCUCCCAUCGUGAGAAGCAGCUGGCUAAAACUGCCAUGCAGUAUCACUCUGAUGCUCGCCGAAUAAAACAUUUACUGCAAUGUUCUCAAAGGCGCGGUGCAAAUUUAAAGAAGUUAGCCAAAAAAUCAUCAGUUGACCUGAUACAUGGAAUGCUCAUUUCACCUGAAGCAAAGAUCAUCUUGGAAGCUCAGUUUGAAAAUUGGAGAAGAAAGCCUCAAGGGAGGAGAUGGAGUCCACAAAUGAAAUGUCUCGCUCUUGCAAUUUGGAAGAGAAGUCGUAAGGUGUACAGAUGGUUAGCAAGUAGACUUGCCCUACCUGUCGAAAGCACAUUACGGUAUUUACUUGUUGAUAUCCCUUUACAGCCUGGAGUUAAUCGAAUAGUCAUGGACAACUUGAGCAAGAAGAUAAAAGAUUAUUCAAUAAAAGACCGUGUGUGCCAGAUAAUGUUUGACGAAGUUUCUUUAAAACAAGGUGUAUAUUGGAACAAGAUGAUAAAAUUAAUAGAAGGGUUUGAGGAUUAUGGUCCAAACGGCCGGACUAUUGCGAUGGCCACUCAUUCAAUGGUGUUUAUGGUGCAAAGCAUAAACAGAAAAUUUAAACAGCCUGUUUACUACCUGAGCCGUGGAACUUGUCCAACACCUAUUCUAAAGGAUCUAUUAGUAAAUGUGAUAAGAGCCCUUCAGAAUAUUGGCCUUGUUGUCAUUGCCAGUGUUUCUGAUCAGGGUUCCACUAAUCGUGGUGCCAUAAAUAUCCUCAGAAGAUCAUGUCAAGAAGGUUUGUACGAGUCCGUGUACGAAGUGGAUGGGAACAAGAUUUGCCAUAUCUAUGACAUUCCCCACAUUUUCAAAAAUAUUCGAAACAAUUUCAUGAAAUGUGAUGUUGACAUUAGGCUGAAGCAAAAGGCAUCAUGGGAGCAUCUUAUUCACUACAAACAAUUGUGUGAACAAACUCUUUUUAAAAAGGUCUCACUUACAAAUGAUCAUCUCUUCCCAACAGGAAAAAAGAAAAUGCGUUGCAAAUUGGCCAUGGAAACGUUGAGCCAUUCUGUCGCCUCUGAUAUUGCUGGGAUAAACCUAGCCAGUGAAGGGAAAUACCUAUCACAUUGUAUUAUUACAGCAAAAUUCCUAUCCGAUGUGGACCUUUUUCUGGAUCUCUCCCAAGGAAAGGGGCCAAAGGAUAAAGAAAAACCACUUCAAAGAUGUUCUGUCACCAGAGAUACUAUUCACCAUGUGAUGUGGGUCAAAAUGAUUAAAGAAAUGAAAACCUGGAAAUUUGUCAGAAGAUUUGGUAAGAUGAAAGGUCAGGUUCAUGUCCCCAUCUGUGUUAGUGGUUGGAUAGAUAAUGUGAAAUGUUUUCAGAGGAUAUGGAAAAAUUUGCAUGAUCAUUUUAACUUUCAAGAACUUAACUUGAGAAAUUUUGAUCAAGAUCCAAUUGAAAAUUUCUUUUCUAUUAUCCGGGCUACAAAUGGCUCCAACAGGAAUCCGACAGUAACAGCAGUUUACUGCUUCUAUGAAAACUGCAAUAGUAAACAAUCUCUCCUCUUCUUUUAUAAAAGGAAAAAAUUGUGAGGAUGAUACAAGUGAAUUACUGUCUAAUAUGUUGGAGUUAAUUGGCAGGAAUAGAAAUGUAAGCUCUUCUAGUGAGGACACCACAUCAACAGAAUGCUCAAUUGUUAGGGGCCAAGGAGAGUUGGACCCCCCAAUAUUUAGAACUGAGUACAGGUCAAAAUGCAGCAGGCAAGAUCCUGCCAUGUGGUGCACAAAAAUUGCUAACAGAAUUUUAACCACUGAAAAGUUUUCAGCUUGCCCUUCUUGUAGGAGUACACUGCUGAUCCCAACAAGUGAAGAAAGUUCAGCUGAUCAUCUCCUCCAAGAAUGCCUGCAGCUAACAGCUUUGAACCGGCAUAUUGCAGACUUGCAGAGAAAGCAAAGAACACAACUUUCAACCUAUUCUGACCUUGUAAAACUAAAAAUUUCGAACGAGGAAACCAGAAGAUGCUUAUAUGCAUCUCCAAGUAUGGUCAAUGCUUACCUCAUGUGUCAUCGAAAUUUCCUCCAUAAGUGCCAAUCUUUUUUGUUCCAUACCAGUGUUUAGGAUGAGACAGUUCAAACCUGCUCAUCAGCUUGUUCCUUUGAGUGGUUGUGUGCAGAGCACCAACCUGAACUGAAGAAAUUACUCCUAGAUAGCUUUGCUGAUUCCUUUUUAGAAAACAUUUGUGUACAGAUUAAUAAGUUGACAAGAGAUGCAGAAAAAUUAAAGUCCACAAAGUCGGCACUUCGUACUUGGAGAGCAAGGAUCAUGAACCAUGCUGACAGAGGCAUAGGAAUCAAGACGAUGAGGACUGGGAGGAUUUUGAAUCUUUGCUACAAUACAUUGAAAAAAUGCCUGAACCAGCUACACCACCAGCUACACCUUCGUGUUCCACAGCUCAUUUCAGUUUGGUAUUUUGGGUAAGGAUAGUAUACCAUCCCUUGGAUUCCUGGUGAACUUACGAUGGGUGAAACUGGUUUCUAUCAUUAUUGUGGACUCAUCUCUUGCUGGGAUUCAUCGAUUUUUGGUAUUUGGUUUACUUUUCAUUGUCUUGGUGUAUAGCAUGUUAAACUGCAACCUGGUUACAGGGCUGGGUUAGUAGCAGGGUCAAUGAGCUGGUCGAAUUGAUAACAAUAUCUCUGUAUAUUGUUACUUUCUUUAAGAAGUCCUGAACCAACCCCUGGUAUUUUUAAUGUUCAAGUAUAACUAACAUUUAUUUGUUUCAUGUUAUUUAUCAUGCUACAAUCAUUUUAUUUGCCGUUAAAACUGCAAAAUGUCUGUCUGUCUGUCACUUGUCACUUGUCACUUGUCACUUGUCACUUGUCACUUGUCACUUGUCACUUGUCACUUGUCACUUGUCACUUGUCACUUGUCACUUGUCACAUCAGAAACAUAGGGAAAACCACAUCUGGUUACAUAAAGUCGAGAUCAUCAUGACUUUUGGAUGUUGGGUUGUGGUCCACAAGUAUUUACAACCCCACAGAAUCUCCAUCCACCAUCUACGCCCAUCCACUUCCACAGCCCAGUCCUGUGUCACACUUAUUGAGGACUCCCCUUCAUCAUCAUACUGCACCAUCAACAUCCACAGAAUCAACCCCACAGAAUCUCCAUCCUCCAUCUACACCCAU